Molecule: messenger RNA, 3578 nt
Organism: Monodelphis domestica (gray short-tailed opossum)
Lineage: Eukaryota; Metazoa; Chordata; Mammalia; Didelphimorphia; Didelphidae
Gene: STAT4
Product: signal transducer and activator of transcription 4
Biological process (GO): regulation of DNA-templated transcription; signal transduction
Molecular function (GO): DNA binding; DNA-binding transcription factor activity
Source: RefSeq, a predicted model, not a curated record
AUGUCUCAGUGGAAUCAAGUCCAACAGCUGGAAAUCAAGUUUUUAGAGCAAGUAGAUCAAUUCUAUGAUGAUACUUUCCCCAUGGAAGUUCGACAUCUCCUGGCCCAGUGGAUCGAAGGCCAGGAUUGGGAAGCAGCUUCAAACAACGAGACCAUGGCAACAAUUCUCUUACAAAACCUACUGUUGCAAUUGGAUGAGCAGUUGGGGCGAGUCGCCCAAGAGAAGAACCUGCUUUUAAUACAUAAUUUAAAAAGAAUCAGGAAACUGCUUCAGGGGAAAUACCAUGGAAAUCCUAUGCAUAUAGCAGUAGUUAUUUCCAAUUGUUUAAGAGAAGAAAGAAGAAUAUUGGCUGCAGCUAGCAUGCCUGUACAGGGACCCCUGGAAAAGUCUUUGCAAAGCUCUGUGGUUUCUGAAAGGCAAAGAAAUGUGGAACACAAAGUGGCUGCCAUUAAAAAUAGUGUACAGAUGACAGAACAAGAUGCCAAGUAUUUAGAAGAUUUGCAAGAUGAAUUUGACUACAGAUAUAAAACAAUACAAACCAUAGACCAAGGUGAUAAAAACAGUGUUCUUGUGAAGCAGGAAGUUAUGACAUUGCAAGACAUGCUCAAUACAUUAGACUUCAAAAGAAAGGAAGUCCUUAGCAAAAUUACACAAAUAAUAAGUGAAAUUGACACCUUAAUGAACACCAUGCUGCUGGAAGAGUUGCUUGAUUGGAAGAGGCGUCAGCAAAUUGCCUGCAUUGGCGGUCCCUUGCAUAGUGGCCUUGAUCAGCUUCAAAACUGUUUUACCCUGUUGGCAGAAAGUCUUUUCCAAGUCAGAAGGCAGCUGGAAAAGCUAGAUGAACAAUCCACCAAAGUGUCAUAUGAAGGUGAUCCUAUUCCAUUACAAAGGUCUCAUUUGCAAGAACGAGUCAACUUCUUGAUUUACAACCUUUUCCGAAACUCAUUUGUGGUCGAACGACAGCCGUGCAUGCCAACUCACCCCCAGAGACCUCUGGUACUUAAAACUCUCAUACAAUUCACUGUGAAACUAAGACUUCUGAUUAAAUUGCCAGAAUUGAACUAUCAGAUAAAAGUUAAAGCAACUAUUGACAAGAAUGUUUCAACUGUAAGCAACCGUAGAUUCAUCCUUUGUGGAACACAUGUCAAAGCCAUGAACAUGGAAGAAUCUUCUAAUGGUAGUCUCUCAGUGGAAUUUCGACACUUGCAACCAAAGGAAAUGAAGUCCAGCGCUGGAGGCAAAGGAAAUGAGGGUCCUCACAUGGUAACUGAAGAGCUUCAUUCUAUAAGCUUUGAAACACAGAUCUGCCUGUAUGGCUUGACCAUAGACUUGGAGACCAAUUCAUUACCUGUUGUGAUGAUUUCCAACGUUAGUCAAUUACCUAAUGCUUGGGCUUCUAUAAUUUGGUACAAUUUAUCCACCAAUGACUCUCAGAACUUGGUUUUCUUUAAUAAUCCUCCAACGGCUGCUUUAAGUCAGUUAUUAGAGGUGCUGAGCUGGCAGUUUUCAUCGUAUGUUGGACGAGGUCUCAACUCAGACCAACUCAAUAUGCUGGCUGAGAAACUCACAGCAUCACAAGCUAGCUACAGUGAUGGUCAGCUUUCUUGGGCCAAGUUCUGCAAGGAGCACUUACCUGGCAAAGCAUUUACUUUUUGGGUAUGGCUUGAAGCAAUCCUGGAUUUAAUAAAAAAGCACAUUCUUCCUCUUUGGAUUGAUGGGUAUAUAAUGGGCUUUGUAAGCAAGGAGAAGGAGCGAGUUUUGCUUAAGGAUAAGAUGCCAGGAACAUUUUUAUUAAGAUUCAGUGAAAGCAACCUUGGAGGAAUUACCUUUACUUGGGUGGAUCAAUCAGAAAAUGGAGAAGUUAGAUUCCAUUCUGUAGAGCCCUACAAUAAAGGCCGUUUAGCGGCUCUGCCAUUUGCUGACAUUCUUCGAGACUACAAAGUUAUUAUGGCUGAAAAUGUCCCUGAAAACCCACUGAAGUAUUUAUAUCCUGACAUUCCCAAAGAUAAAGCAUUUGGUAAACACUACAGCUCUCAGCCAAAUGAAGUUUCAAGACCUACAGAAAGAGGAGACAAGGGUUAUGUUCCCUCUGUAUUUAUCCCCAUCUCAACAAUCCGAAGUGAUUCUACUGAGCCACGCUCUCCAUCGGACCUUCUUCCCAUGUCUCCAAGUGUAUAUGCAGUGCUGAGAGAACACCUGAGCCCCACAGUCAUUGAAACUGCUAUGAGCUCUCCAUAUUCUGCUGACUGAUGAGAUUCUCUUUGCUGCCUAAAAGAACAAGAAAGCUAAAAAAUACAUGCUAUUUUCUAAAAUGCAUCUACAUAUAUUUUUCAAUAGAAACUAAAAAGGAUUUCUAAUGCUCCAUAAAUAAAGAUUUCCUGGAAAUGUCUGAGGUAUAGAAAUCUUCCCACCAAUAUGGUUCCCUGUUUGGUAGCAGCAUACUUGAAAUUUUGAAAAGAAAAAACUUCAGAUAUGCAAGUGAGAUAAGAUAAUUUUAGGAAACCAGGGUAUUGAUACUGUAAGUCGAUCUCGGUAGUUUUAUAUGCUAUGCACUUAUUUUGGCUUCUUAUUUCUCACAUCAACUAAUCAUCAAGCAUUUCUCUAGAUCUUGCCAUGUGCUAGGCACUGUGCUAAGCACUGAAGGCAAACAAAAAUGAGACAAAUCUUGUCCUAAAGGAAUUUAGAAUUACCUCCUGUCUAGCACAUCUAUUGGUCCAGGUAUUUCAAUGUCUGUUUGGGUUAUUCACCAUUCUCUACUCUGCAGAAACUCCAAAUUUUAUGAUUUUCUGACUAGAAAUUUCUCAGUUUCAUGACUUCAGAAUAGGGGCAGUUUUUCAAUGGCCUAUCCUCAUGCUUGUACUAAAUCUGAUUACAGUUUUUGCUUAUUUUUAGAACAAGAACUACAACUUGUAGUUGUAGGAUAGAAUAAAUAUAGGUUAUGGUUCAGCCCCUCAUCUAAGAUAAAUUUUUAUUGUAUUUAGACUCUGACAGUCAAUGCAGUUAUGCUUUUAAUUCAAAGAUAAAGAGCUAUUUGCUAAAUCGGUGCUUUCAAAGGUCCAGAAGUCCUCUAUGCAGGAUGUCUCCAAUAUCUCUACUGGAGGGGAUUUCCUGAUUACACCAGGAGCACAUAGUGAUUCAACUUGGAAUGUGGUGGGAGAUGCAUUUGGCCCACAUUUCUUCCAAGCCCUAUCAGGAUUUCUGGUUCUAAAAGGUUAAAUAUGGGGGUAGUGAUCAGAAUCAGCCAUUCCAUCUAUUUGGAAGAGUUUGAGAGAAGAAGAAACAAAAACAUAAAAAUGAAGUUUAUAUUUUAAAGGUUAAUCCUACCCUUGCCUCCACACCCCCUAUUAUAAUUCAAUCUAGCAAUUUCUUUGUGUUUUUUUUUUUACUUGUACAAUCCAUGAAAAAAAAUGUUAACUCUUUUUUUUGUAAUAACUUAGUUGGAAUUUCUAUGUAGGUAUUCUGAGGGAAGAGGGAUAAUUUCUCUAGGGAUUCAUGACACAGACAUCAAUGUACAUAUUUUCCUUAUCUUUGUAAUAUAUAUUUUCAAAUAGAAAUAAAAUAUUUUUGUUUUGAAUACA